AUGGAAGAAGACCAAAGCAUCAAGUCCAGCACCAAGAAGAACAUUACUGAUACCAUCUUCCCAAUACCAGGGCCGCGACCAUUGCCGGUUCUCGGAAAUAUCUUGGACAUCGACCUCGUCAGUCCAUUGGAUUCCUUGAUAAAUCUCGUGGCAAAGCAUGGUCCCAUCUUCUCCUUGACCUUUGCUGGUAAAAGAGAAAUCACUGUCUCAAGCCGUGAACUAGUAGAGGAAGUGUCCGAUGAAACCCGUUUCUGCAAGCUCGUCACGAGCGGUGUUGAGACUAUGCGAGCAGCCGCUGGCGAUGGUCUCUUCACCGCACAGCACAACAAUCGCACCUGGGGUGUCGCUCACAGGAUUUUGAUGCCAGUCUUUGGCCCUUUGAAGAUCAGGAGUAUGUUUGAUGAAAUGAAUGAUCUCUCUGAACAGCUUUGCUUGAAGUGGGCUCGUCUUGGUCCUUCGGUGCCCAUCGAAGUCGCUGAUGAUUUCACUCGCCUGACUCUGGACACCAUCGCGCUGUGCUCUAUGGACUACCGGUUCAACAGUUUCUACCUGGACAAGAAGACACACUCAUUUGUCGAGAGCAUGAUUGCCGUCCUUGGAGAAGCCGACCUGCAAGCUGUCCUCCCUGACUUUGUCAGUUUACUUCGACCACGGGCAAUGUCCAGAUUCAGGCAGAACAUUGAGCAGAUGCAAUGCACAUGCCGCGAGAUCAUCACGCAGCGCCGUCAGUCACCCACCAAAGAUCAGAGCAAUGACUUGCUCAACGCCAUGCUGAAUGGUCGCGAUCCCGAGACCGGGGAUUCCUUGAGUGAAGAAGCCAUCGUUCACAACAUCAUUACCUUUCUGGUCGCAGGUCACGAGACUACGUCAGGUCUCCUGUCCUUCUCCAUCUGCUAUCUUGUGGAGCACCCAGAGGAAAUGAGGAAGGCUCGUGAGGAAGUCGACCGAGUUAUUGGAGAUGGGCCCAUUAACGUCCAGCAUCUGCAACAGCUUCCUUUCCUCGAUUCAGUCUUCCGGGAGACAUUGAGAUUGAUGCCGACUGCGCCUGGGUAUUAUGUCACCCCAUUCAAGGAUGAGAUCAUCGGGGGACGGUAUCUCGUCAAGCCUGGCGAGGCCUUAUGUGUGCUGUUGCAUACCCUUCACAGAGAUCCUGCAGUUUGGGGUGCAGAUGCAGAAGAAUUCAAACCAGACAGGAUGAGGAACCUCGACAGUAUUCCAAAACAUGCCUGGAAGCCGUUUGGUAAUGGCAUGCGAGGUUGCAUUGGGAGAGCGUUCGCUUGGCAGGAGGCGCAACUAGUUAUCGCGAUGCUUUUGCGCAACUUCGACAUCAAGAAGGAUGAUCCUGGAUACAAGCUCAAGGUCAAGCAUCUUCUUACGAUCAAGCCAGCCGGGUUCAAGGUUCGCGUCGGCUUGAGAGACGACAAGAGGCCGACUGACUUCUUAAAAAGCCUAAGGGCUCGCUCGAGUGGUGUCGAAGAGCCUUCAAGACAGGCUAUGCAACACGUCUUGUCUCAAAAAGGCCCGAUGACAGUCUUGUACGGAUCUGAUACAGGCACCUGUGAAGCAUUGGCACAGCGUCUCGUCAUGGAAGCAUCCAGAAGAGGCUUUACCCCCAAGUCGAUGUCCAUGAACGAUGCUGCAGGAAGUCUACCUUCGGAUGGCCCAGUCGUCAUGAUCACCGCGUCUUACAACGGACUGCCAUCGCGGGAUGCGACUAAGUUUGUUUCUUGGACCCAGAGUCUUCAAGCUGGCGACUUGAAAGGCGUCCGGUUCGCCGUCUUUGGUUGUGGUCACAGAGACUGGCCUGCUACACUUUUCAAAGUGCCAAUGGCGCUGGAUGCAAUGUUGGAUGCGGCUGGAGCUCAGAGACUGGCCACUCUGGGCACCGGAGAUACUGCGACCUGUGAUGUCUUCUCUGAGCUCGAAAGCUGGCUCGAUAACCACCUUUGGCCAGCACUGCUAGACAAUCAUGGGCGAAUUGUGGAUCGGGAAAGCCCCGAUGUCGAUAUUGAGGUCAAACUUGGAAAUGGAUUCCAACCCACAGUACGCAGAGGCUUCAUACCAGCAUUUGUCGAAGAAUCUCGCAUGUUAUCAGCGAAAGGUGUCCCUCAAAAGCGACAUCUUGAACUCAGACUGCCAGAAGGGGUCAUCUACCAAGCCGGCGGUCAUCUUCAGGUUUUGCCCCAGAAUGACCCACAGCUUGUUCAGAAAGUUUUGUUCAGGUUCAACAUUACCGGAGACACUCUACUGACGAUCACAUCUCGAUCGGGCCGUUCAUCCAGCCUGCCUCUCAACAAGCCCAUCACAGCCUGGGAUCUCUUUGCCAGCCACCUUGAACUCACACGCACAGCAACGCCCAGAAGCAUCGAAAUCUUGGCAGAGGUAGCUGAGAAAGAGGAAACUUGCGCUACAUUGCGGACCCUGUCGAGUAAGACUUCCGACGUCCGCGACAAGCGUCUUACCGUCGUCGACCUACUCAUGACCUUUCACGACAUCAAGCUUUCACUCACAUUGUUUCUCUCCAUGUUGCCGCAUAUGCGCCCUAGAACCUACUCUUUCUCGUCUUCGCCUUCCUGGAAGUCUGGCUUUACGACGCUGACUUAUACCGUUGAGGAGAAAGGCGUCGCAUCAAAGUAUCUCGCAUCGUUGAGUCCAGGGGAUGUGGUGCAAAUCUCUCUGAUGCCUGCGACACUGAACUUCAGUCUCCCCGAUAUUCACAGCCGCACUUCAACACCGGUGAUCAUGGUAGGAGCAGGCACAGGUCUCGCCCCUUUCAUGGGUUUUGUCCAGGACCGCACAAUUGCACUGCGGGAAGGAGCUUGCUUGGCUCCGGCGAUAUUGUUCUUUGGUUGUCGUGGACCCGAGCUGGAUGACAUAUAUCGGAAUGAGUUGGACGAGUUUGAGAAAGAAGGCGUGGUAAAAGUCGUCCGCGCUUUCAGUCGGGCAAGAGGGGCGCCACAUCAAUACGUCGUUGAUCAGCUGCCAAACUUCAAGGACCAAAUUUCAGAAAUGUGGAAGAGUGGAGCACGCGUCUAUGUAUGUGGUGCGAAGAAAGUUGCCGAUGCGGUGUUCGAGGUGUUGCGUCCAAUGCUCCUUGAGGCGGAGAUGGAACCUGGACAGCCAGGUUCUGUUGACACUGACACUUGGAACAAGACUGUCCCGGGUAAUCGAUAUGCAGUCGAGAUUUUCAACUAA
Colletotrichum aenigma is the source of this 3195-nucleotide messenger RNA. RefSeq names its product Bifunctional cytochrome P450/NADPH--P450 reductase (gene FUM6-1). Gene Ontology annotation, cellular component: cytosol. The transcript is spliced from 6 exons. Gene Ontology annotation, molecular function: flavin adenine dinucleotide binding; NADPH-hemoprotein reductase activity; iron ion binding. The record is from RefSeq and is a predicted model, not a curated record. Bases 1 to 3195 code for a protein of 1064 amino acids. NCBI's taxonomy places the organism in Eukaryota, Fungi, Ascomycota, Sordariomycetes, Glomerellales, Glomerellaceae.